This is a messenger RNA of Nymphaea colorata (pocket water lily), 3408 nucleotides long. RefSeq names its product RNA demethylase ALKBH10B. Gene Ontology annotation, biological process: mRNA catabolic process. Gene Ontology annotation, molecular function: demethylase activity; mRNA binding. NCBI's taxonomy places the organism in Eukaryota, Viridiplantae, Streptophyta, Magnoliopsida, Nymphaeales, Nymphaeaceae. The transcript is spliced from 7 exons. The record is from RefSeq and is a predicted model, not a curated record. The coding region runs from base 1026 to 3110 and encodes 694 amino acids.
CGGGACCCUCACUCUCUCUCUCACACACUCUCUCUCCUGUGCGUGUGUGCCUGUGAGGAGGAGCUCUAGCUGUGGGGAAAAGCUGCCAUCGUCGUCUGCGUCCGUUGCGUGCUCAGAGGGCCAACCCUUCUCUCACACAGCUCCACCUCUUCUCUCUCUUUCUCUUAUUCUCGCUACGUUACGGCUCCCCGCCCAUUCCACUCGUUUGGUAACUAUUUCUUCCGCCUGCGUCGUGUGUGCUCCUUAUUCAUUCCAUUCCUUUCUGUACCGCUCUCUGUCUCUGUCGCUCGCGGGAGGACUCAUCUCCAAGAUUUUCAGAUCCGUCGCGUUUAAGAUCGGGGCUGUUCUCCAGAUCUUGGAGGCCGAGACGACGGAGUGAGCUGCGUUUGGCUCUGCAUUUGGGUUCUCCGGUUGAUAAUUUUUAAAGAACAGCGGGGCGAUUCCGUUGCUGUAGCUUCUUUCUUUUUCUUGCUUUUGUCUUUUCUUGUGUUUACCGGCCGAAUCUCGGGGUCGCCUUCGAGGAACAGUGGCCGGAAGCCGUUGGUCGAUCUAGAUUGGCGGUGGAUCGGGCAGCCGGGAGCGAUCCGCGACAAGCUGCUGGUUACUUCAUCCAGAUAUCGAGUGUCUUAUUUUUCUUGUACUCCGAUUCGGCUGUCCGUUCAAUUGAACCAUUUGUCUGCAUUUGGAUAGUCGGAUCCGGAUGAGGAGUAUUAGCUUUCGAGGGUUUUGUUGGUAAAAAUUUGGAUCGUCCGAGCAGGCUCUGUAAUUCGGUCUGUUCAUUUUCUUGUGUUUUUGGAGAAUUCUACUCAUUAGACCAUUAGUCGUGCAAAAUAGUAGAUCUGAGGACGAAGGAUCGGCCUGCUCGGUGGAAAAGAGAUUGAGUUUUGGGUUAAGAGUGGCCGGAGCAUCAAAAUUGGCCCUGCAAUCAGGAGUCUUGGUGUCAGAUCGUUGGACCGUCCGUCUAACUACGAGUGGCGAGGGAUCCGUGUGAAAUGCGAUUGGGAUAGGUCUGAUUUUGCUCGAUCAUGCCAUCCGGAGAUGCAGCGAUCAAGAGCGGUCCACGCGUAGGCAUUCCAGAUAGAAUGCAGUUUCAGAGCGGCAAUGAUGUUCACCAGCGGCAGUGGUUCCCCGACGAGCGGGACGCCUUUAUCUCUUGGCUAAGGGCUGAAUUUGCGGCAGCAAAUGCAAUCAUCGACUCCCUCUGUUAUCAUCUGAGGUGCAUUGGGGACCCAGGAGAGUACGAGGUUGCGAUUGGGUGCAUCCAACAGAGACGGUCUACAUGGACACCUGUGCUCCAUAUGCAGCAGUACUUCUCAGUGGCAGACGUGGUGCACUCUCUUCAACAGGUUGCUUGGAGAAGGCAGCCCAGACAUCCGGAUCCAUCCUCAGCAGCAGGCUCCUAUCUGCAUCCGAAACCAGAGCCCAAAAAACCUUCUCUGCAAAUUGUGGGCGGAAGACAUGGUAACAGGAGCACGGCUGUGGAAAAUGCAAGGGAGAAUCAUGGGGCGGAUGCAGAUUCACAUUCUGCUAAUCAAGAAACGUCAUCAUCAUCUGUUAGUACCAAAAAGAGCUCAGCCAAUGAUAUUUCUGGGGCGGAAGUCAGUAAGCCUGAGUCUGCGUCUUCUGGGCUGAGCGUUAUCUCUUCUGAGAAUAAUGAAGGAGCAGAGACGGAACAAAAGGGAAGCAAUGACGUGGUAUUAGAAGCCAAUGGAACAAAAUCUGGAGAUGUUAGCGAAGGUCAUCAUAAAAAUGAUGUUCAAGAGGAUGAUUCUGACAUUAAAGAGAAACAAGAGGACAAGCAAAAUGGUGUUCCAAUCCCUAAAACUUUUAUGAAUUCUGAAAUCUUGGAUGGGAAGGCAAUAAAUAUUGUUGAAGGGCUUGAACUAUAUGAAGACCUUUUUGAUAGCUCGGAAAUCUCAAAGCUUUUCUCAUUGGCAAAUGAACUUAGAGCUGCCGGUAGAAGAGGCGAGCUUCAAGGACAGACAUUUGUGCCUUCAAAGCGGCCCAUGAAAGGCAGAGGAAGGGAAGCACUUCAGUUUGGUGUUCCUAUUAUCGAUGGACCUCCGGAAGACGAUAAAGGAACUGGGACAUCAAAAGAUCGCAAGGUUGAGCAAAUGCCCAGUGCACUGCAAGAUAUUGCUGAUCGAUUAAUCCAAUCGCAAGUGAUGAAUGUAAAACCAGAUUCUUGUAUCAUCGACUUCUUCAAUGAGGGGGACCAUUCUCAGCCCCACAUGUGCCCUCCAUGGUUUGUACGACCAUUCUGUGGACUGGUCCUGACAAAAUGCAUUAUGGUUUUUGGUAGGGUGAUAAAUAUAGAUCACCCUGGAGAUUACAGGGGCUCUCUGAGGCUUUCUUUAUCGGCAGGGUCUCUACUAGUUAUGAAAGGAAAGAGUGCGGAUUUUGCCAAACAUGCAAUCCCUUCCAUCCGGAAGCAGCGGAUCAUUGUGACCUUUACCAAGUCACAGCCAAAAAGAUUGCUAUCAAACGACGGGAUGCGCAUUCAGUCAUCUGUGCCACCUGCACCAUGGGUGCCAACCCCACGGCUGCCAAACAUGAUUCGUCAUCCAAACCCUAAGCACUACAAUGCCGUUCCCUCAACCGGCGUCCUGCCCGUGCCACCGGCCCGUCCGCAACAUCUGCCUGCAAGUGACAUGCAGCCAAUCUUUGUAGGUGCAUCUGUUGCACCAGCAGUUGCUUAUCCACCACCUCCCGUGGCAAUGCCUGUGGCGACUACCGGAUGGUCCUCAGUCACAAGGCCGCCACCACCCAGGAUGCUGGUUCCCGGGACCGGAGUUUUCCUUCCUCCAGCUGGACCUGGCCACUCUUCAUCGCAGCAGCAGGGUGGUGCAGCCUCAGGUGAAUCAAGUUCUCUGGCAGAGCCUGCUUGCGAGAACCAACCACAGAACGGGCAGCUACCCGAAAGAAAUAACGACAAAUUGAAUACAAACCUACCAGAGAAGGUGGAGCCUAAAGGUGACGGACUCACCGGAAAAGGGUCGAAGCAGGAGAGUGAAGAAAAUAUGGCUUGUGUUGGCAAGGCAGAAGGCAAAGAGGAACAGAGCGUCGGCAAAAAGAAGCAGGGUGGCAAGACAAGCGGGCAAGCCAAAUAGACGGGCAACACACACAUUCGCCAUACAUUCUUUUUACUUUCUAACACGUGCUUUGCGGACAACUGCAAUCUACAGAGCUAGGGGGAGCAAGAAACCAGGUGUCAAGAGCGGCAGAGUGGAUGGUGCGCUUGAGCUAUCGGCUCCCUUUUUAUCUCCGUCUCACUCUUUAUCAUUUAUGUGACUUCUGCCUUUUGUUUUGCAUUCGUUUCCGUUACACGGGGAGAGGGAAACCAGGACUACCUAAUUUCUUGCUUAAUUUAGAGGAAGAAUGAAGCCUUCCGAUUUUGACUGUUUUCCA